Messenger RNA from Epinephelus moara (kelp grouper), 4805 nucleotides. RefSeq names its product upstream binding protein 1 (gene ubp1). The record is from RefSeq and is a predicted model, not a curated record. Lineage: Eukaryota; Metazoa; Chordata; Actinopteri; Perciformes; Serranidae. The transcript has 16 exons. Gene Ontology annotation, biological process: regulation of transcription by RNA polymerase II. Gene Ontology annotation, cellular component: nucleus. Bases 803 to 2473 code for a protein of 556 amino acids. Gene Ontology annotation, molecular function: RNA polymerase II cis-regulatory region sequence-specific DNA binding; DNA-binding transcription activator activity, RNA polymerase II-specific.
UGUAUGCUGAGGGAGCCAUGUUGAUGCCUGGUUUUGUGUCAACCGCUGCACUUUGGAUGGUUAAAGGACUGCGUCUCAAGGACCGGGAAACCUCAGCGGUGAUUCCAGCCCCGCGAUGAGAAGAGGAGAGCGGGUCGGGACGGUACAGGGAGCGCCAGAGGACAGCUGCUCUUAGGUCUCCGGACAUCGCACAGUUGAUACGAAGCAAGUGAAGUUGAUGCUAGUUAGCCUGAUAGCUAGGUAGCAACAGCUGUGCGGACGCUGCGUGGGAUGCGGCGUGUGGACUAAAACAGAAUCAUCGUCUGUGCUUGUGGUAUUUUGUUAACACAUGCUAACGUUAGCUAGCCUGCUUCAAGACUUGGGAUAACAACGGGGCUGCUGGAUUCACGCUAGCUUGCUUAAGUAGAGCUAGUGGUAGCUAGCUAGCUAGCUGUUAGCUAACGUUUACAUGGUGACAAUCAGCUCGCAUCUUCAGUCACGACCAACAUUUGCUAGCUGAGCGGACCCUAACUUAUUGUUACUUUCACACAGUCUGCCAGCUGUGGAGGACCGUGUUGUGUGACAAAACCCCCCCCCCGAAAAACCCUCGAGUGGAGAUAUGGCGAUACAUCCAGUCUCUGUGGAAAGCUACCGAUUCGCUUGCCCAGCUUGCCAAGGAGCGGCUAACGGGCUAGCAGCAUAACUUUCCUCUCACGGUGUCACUCAGAAGCUGCAGAGCCCACUUCCUCGCUAGCCGACCUCUCGUACCUGAAGCAAGCUGGCGGCCCUCCGAGUAGAAGCCGAGGACAAGGAGCUGGGGCCGAUGGCCUGGGUGCUGAAGAUGGACGACGCCACCAUAGAGUCGGGGCUGGUUCACGACUUCGAUGCCAGCCUGUCCGGCAUCGGGCAGGAGCUGGGGGCUGGAGCCUACAGCAUGAGCGAUGUGCUGGCUCUGCCAAUCUUUAAGCAGGAGGACACCAGCCUCCCUCCUGAAAGCGAGACCAAAAAUCCCCCAUUCCAGUAUGUGCUGUGCGCCGCCACCUCGCCUGCUGUCAAGCUGCACGACGAGACGCUCACAUACCUAAACCAAGGCCAGUCUUAUGAGGUGCGUAUGUUGGAUAACAGGAAGCCAGAGGAGUUACCAGAGAUCAAUAACAAGAUGGUGAAGAGCACUGUGCGCGUGGUCUUUCACGACCGCCGGCUGCAGUACACAGAGCACCAGCAGCUGGAGGGCUGGAGGUGGAAUCGUCCUGGCGACCGUCUCCUUGACAUCGAUAUCCCCAUGUCAGUGGGCAUUGUGGAGCCGAAGACUCACCCCUCCCAGCUGAACGCUGCAGAGUUCCUGUGGGACAUGAACAAAAGAACUUCUGUUUUUGUGCAGGUGCACUGCAUCAGCACAGAGUUCACUCCCAGGAAGCACGGUGGAGAGAAGGGCGUCCCCUUCAGGAUCCAGAUCGACACGUUCGCCCAGGGAGACAGUGGAGAGUACACAGAGCACCUCCACUCUGCCUCCUGCCAAAUCAAAGUCUUUAAGCCAAAGGGGGCGGACCGUAAGCAAAAGACAGACAGGGAGAAGAUGGAGAAACGAACAGCUCAAGAGAAGGAAAAGUACCAGCCUUCUUAUGAUACCACUAUCCUGUCAGAGACGAGGCUUGAACCCAUCAUAGAGGAUGCGGGUGACCACGAGCUGAAAAAGUCCAGCAAGCGGACACUUCCCGCUGACUGUGGCGACUCCUUGGCCAAGAGAGGCAGUUGCUCCCCGUGGCCAGACAACGCCUACGUUAGCCCCAACCAGGCAGCUACUCCCUCCUUCACCUCCGCCCCGCUGUCCACCUACACAACCUCCUCAGUACCGGACAGUGACUCGUCCUCACCCAAUCACCAGGCAGACCCUGGUAGCCAUGGAAACUCGGAGGUUAGUCUUCACUCCUCUCACCUGAAUGAACUGGUGGAAAACCAGUUGAGCCCCACUGCCUCCAUACAGGAUGCACAGAAGUGGCUACUGAAAAAUCGCUUCAGCUCCUACACACGGCUCUUCUCUCACUUCUCAGGUUCUGAUUUGUUGAAGCUAACCCGGGACGACCUGGUCCAGAUUUGUGGGCCAGCAGAUGGGAUCAGACUCUUCAAUGCACUUAAAUCCAGGUCAGUGCGUCCCAGGUUGACAGUGUACGUCUGCCAGGAGUCUCCCCAGGAGAGCCCUCUGUUGGAGAGACACGCCACCAAUGAAAAUGGAGAACACAGCAUUUCCCCUAGUUUACACGUGUAUCAUGCUCUGUACCUAGAGGAGCUCACUGCUGCCGAACUGAUCCGAAAGAUGGCAUGUGUGUGCAGCCUUCCACUGGGAACGAUCAACCAGGUGUACAGACAGGGUCCCACAGGCAUACACAUCCUGCUCAGUGACCAGAUGGUUUACAACUUGCCUGACGAGAGCUGUUUUUUGAUCAGCACUGUCAAAGAUGAACUGGGCGAAGGACUCCAUCUAAUCCUGAAGUAGUGAGGAGGACAGAUGGUAUCACUAAUACUCCACCCUCUGUUUUGGAGCAGAAGCCUCCCUCUGUCCCUCUCUGCCUGCCUCGACUCUUUCCUCGUACUUCCUCCCGUUCUCUCCAAGCGAUUGCUCGACGGAAAGCAGACAGACUGUGCUAAAGCCAUGUAAAUGUUAGAAUCUGACAUGGGUGCGUCCACUGUUUCAUAUUGAAAACACUAUUAACGGAGGAGAUUAGUUUAAAGAGGAGAGACUGGGGGGAUAUGGGGUCAGGGGAAAGAUAAUGAUGUUGUAUGUAUUUUGAUUUUAUUAUUUUAUUUUUUGUCUUUUAUAUGGUUCCUGUGGGAUAAGGGUGGGGGGUUGGGGGGACUCCAGGAGAGAGGGGAGAGUGACGUUCUGGCCGGCAGGAGAAGGAAAGAAAGCAGAGUUUCCUUAUUGCUCGUUGCCCUUCUUACACAACGCGCACAACCAGCACUAGGCCAGUAUUUGAUAACCUGUACUGCUGAACAGCAUGCGAUCUCAACAUACUAACCUGCUUAACGGAGAAUCCCAAUUUACUCUGCUUGUUUAACACGACGGGGUUGUCUUAAUAAACCAUUUAUUGAUCAGCUGAGCUUGGUAACCCCUGAGAUAUUCAGGCUAAAUUUGUGGAAAUGCCGUCAUUAGUGGAUGUUGACACCAACAUUCAAUUUUUUUUCUUGAACUUUGUCAUAUGGACUGAUUUCAUUAACUCUUGUCACAUAGAGUCACCCUGUGUGACUUUAGACCUCCAGCCAUAUCCCUGUUGACAUGACGUCACACUCAGCUCAACUCUCUUCAUGUACGUCCUGUUCGGCCUGCGCUUUUACUUUUUUAGUUGAUGCUUUAUUUAUGGAGCAACUGUUUCUAUUGCUCUCAUUGAAUUUACUCGUUUCUGGUGCCAUACCAGCUUUUUAGCUCAAUAUUUUACCCACUUUUCACAAACACAGUGCACACGCACCUUGUCUUUGACUCCUCUGCUUUCUGUGCUGAGUUCGAAACACUGGUUUAGAGGAGCGUGGUUUACACCUUCUGGUAUUGUGGCCAUAAAUAUGCAGAAAAAGAAAACAAACCUCUGUAGAAGACUGGCAUGUGGAGCAUUAAUGCCUAUCCAAAAACCAUGUAUAAAGUGGACCAAAUGGGUGUCAGAUUGGUAGGCAUUUUUGGGGGAAAAGCCUCAUUUUGGCUCUGUGCAUCUCGGUCAUUGGAAGCAUUCAUAGAAUUGAUCCGAUGGCGAGUGACACCCUCAUCUAGUGGAGUUGCUUGUGCUCUGCAUGUACAUGUAGUUAACUCUCCAUUCCAGGAUCUGCUCUGCAAGAAACAACCCAUCACACAGCACGCUGGUGGAGAUGUAUCACAGCGUUAGCCUGGUUUCAACAGUCCUACCCUGUAGACUAGAAAAUCAUGGCAGCUCCACAUCCAUCUUCAGAAUCUUUUAAUGUGUUUAAUGUAGCUGAACGCAGUACAGGCCAUGUGUUUCGAGCGCCCUUUGAAAAGUGACGGGACAUCUCACACAGGUCCUCGGAGUCGCCGCUGGUUUAGUUGACCCCCUUUAAUUUUGGUACACGAUGUCCGGCAGUGUUGCAGGUGCAUACAGUUUGCACGCCUCUAAGUGUCAGAAUGUGUGUGUGUGUGUGCAUGUGUAUCAUGUUUUGUUCUUGCAAAAAAAGUAUGUCCGUAGUUGUCAUAAACUUUUUUCCUGUCAGAUAAGUAAAGUUCUAUUGAAUUGAAUUGAAUUGAACUGUGUUUAGCUUGCCGCUUAGUAAAGAGCAUGUGGAAGAUGGGGAAAUGGUGGGAUUAUUUGGUUCUUGUUGAGUGUAACCCUUCCUCCUUUAACCAGAUGUUAGAGACCAAGUCUGCACUGAGAAAUCACUAAACUCAAGCUCAAUGUGUAGUCAGUAGUCCUACAGCUACACCCUUUUCUUACCCGCCUAUAAGAAGGAGAACAAAACAACAACAAAAAAAGAAUGUGGAGACUAGAGAGCAUCUGUGUUUUUGUCUCACCAUGCGCCCGAGCCAGGACUGUAGCUCUUGAGGUGUUUACAAGGAUAUGAGUACCACGGCACAGCAAACUGUGCUCAGUAACAGAGCGGAUGUGAUACCAAGUCAGGCAAACUCUGGUGAGCAGUUUUAGGACCCUUGAAGGCCUGACCAGUCGUCUGUCUGUCUGUGUGACUGAGUGUGUGUGAGAGAGUGUGAGCAGGAGAGGUGACCACUGUUCAUGUACAGCCUAAUGUCAAUGAUGAUGCUUCUCAUGUGCACAGUAUCGUAUGCUGGAGAUGUACACAACCACGUACUGGGAAUAAAUGAUUUCAUAACUUUC